AUGGCGGCUGCGCCCCAGCCCCCUCACUGCAGCGGCAUUGCCAGCCCCUCGCUUGGGCUCACAGUGGGCUCCUCAUGCCCCUGCACGCUGUUCGGGCGGCGUGGAACGCUCGCCCCCAUCCUUCCAGUGUCGCUGCAGUGCCGCUCUGGUGAUGUCACAGACCGCGGGCGCCCGGCACAGGCCCCUUCCUGCGCCGGCCUGCCGCCAUGGUGUGCCUUCUCCUUCCAGCACAAAGCCUUCUGCAGCCAACCGUGCCAGCGUCCUCCUGGGGACUUUGAGCUUGUCCGAGGCCUCUCUGCUCUGGGGAGAGGUGACAAGCUGGUGAGGCAGGAGGUCACCACAACAUCUUCCCCCAUAAAACCAGGAGCACUGUGCUACCAACACACUGCUGCAGCGUGGGGGGAGCCCCUUCUUUGGGCCUUGGGGAACCAGCCGGAUCCAUGGCACGGGGUGAUGGUGGAUGUUGGGGAACGCCCCAAAGGGCUGGAAAGCCACUCCAAAUGGCUAGGAGGCCGCCCAAAAGGGCUAGGAGGCCACUCAAGCUCUCACUUCAGUGCAGGAAACUGUUGUGCCCUCAAAACCAGCCCAGGCAAGCAGCUGUCCAUGUCCUGCUUUGAGGCACACCAGAAUCAGCCUUCAAAUCAUUGGGACAACCUUUGGAAAUCAGGCUGGACUUUCACCCUGACUCAUUUCCCAUUUCGCACUCAUUUUACAGGGAUUCUUCUCCAGGCAAACUGCUUCAAAGUUGCCAGCUUCCAUGUAGCUGUCAGCAACCUGAGUGAGACUCUAAAUGUGACAGACCAAAGGCAGUUUGCCACAGGUUUUAUGAAACUUGUGAAAGCUGAGGACACCAAGUUUUGUGUUGACAUUCUGGAAAACAUUCAGGUUUUGUCAGACGAUAUAUGGGGGGAAAAUCUGUCAAGGAAUUCCCUGCUACUCACGCUUUUAUGAACUGGAAUAAACUAUUCCAGUAUUCAGAUCAGCAGCUGAACACCAAGGUCUCCAAUGCUGAAGUGCCUCAAUGCUUACUGAACUACCAUCUCUGUCUGAUAUGAUGGCCUAAAUAAAAAACAGGAGGACAAG
Molecule: messenger RNA, 1083 nt
Organism: Vidua chalybeata
Lineage: Eukaryota; Metazoa; Chordata; Aves; Passeriformes; Viduidae
Gene: CAPZA3
Product: capping actin protein of muscle Z-line subunit alpha 3
Biological process (GO): barbed-end actin filament capping; actin cytoskeleton organization
Cellular component (GO): F-actin capping protein complex; actin cortical patch
Molecular function (GO): actin filament binding
Source: RefSeq, a predicted model, not a curated record